Molecule: messenger RNA, 864 nt
Organism: Drosophila montana
Lineage: Eukaryota; Metazoa; Arthropoda; Insecta; Diptera; Drosophilidae
Gene: Cpr64Ac
Product: Cuticular protein 64Ac
Exons: 2
Coding region: 1-606 (201 amino acids)
Cellular component (GO): extracellular matrix
Source: RefSeq, a predicted model, not a curated record
AUGCAUCUCACAUUCGAGCUGAGGGAUCAGCUCCUCCUCCACUGUACUCCUCCACUCACAUUCGCUUCUAUUCCCCGGCAGACUGUGUGCGUGCUUGGAUUGGCCCUGUCCGUGGCGCUGGCCAUACCCAUUGAUCCUUAUGGCCCGUCGCUGCUUGCGUCGCCGGCCAUUUCCUAUGCGGCGCCCAAGCUCCUGGCCACGCCCACCCUGGUGCAGCAUGCAGCGCCCACCUAUAUAGCCGCCCCGGCACCUGCCUUGGCGGUGGCCAAGGUAGCCGUGCCGGAGCCCUACGAUCCGAAUCCACAGUAUAGCUUCUCGUACGGCGUCACCGAUCACCACACGGGCGACUCCAAGCAGCAGGAGGAGUCCCUGGUCAAUGGCGUCGUCCAUGGCAGCUACUCCCUGGCCGAGCCGGAUGGCACCAUACGCAAGGUAACCUACACCGCGGACAAAGUGAACGGCUUCAAUGCGGUUGUCGAGAAGAAGGGCGUGGCCGUUGUCGCCAAGCCCGCUUUGGCCGUUGCCAAGGUGGCGCUGCCCACGCUCACCAAGAUUGGAUACGCUGCGCCCGCCUACGGCGGCUCCGGCUACGGCGGACACUACUAGACGACGCCGGGUGUCCACGUUUGACGCCCAACUCAGCCCCGACCGUUGUUGAAUAGUUCUAGUAUUACAUACAAUUCCGCUUCCAAAACCAUCCGAAACACAAAAAUGACGUGCGUGCUGUUUGUCCUCCAUUCAAAGCCAACUCCGUGGACCUCAUGUGGACCAUCUAGCUUCUAGGGAUACCGUUUCUAGGGGAUUUCGGGAAACGGCUAUCGGCCAUUUAUCUAGUGAUUUAUUAAAUGCAUCUACUGAAUAAAA